Molecule: messenger RNA, 2197 nt
Organism: Orcinus orca (killer whale)
Lineage: Eukaryota; Metazoa; Chordata; Mammalia; Artiodactyla; Delphinidae
Gene: XKR8
Product: XK related 8
Exons: 3
Coding region: 107-1306 (399 amino acids)
Biological process (GO): phosphatidylserine exposure on apoptotic cell surface; engulfment of apoptotic cell; apoptotic process involved in development
Cellular component (GO): plasma membrane
Source: RefSeq, a predicted model, not a curated record
UGUCCGCCUCCUUCCUGCCACCGCGACCCUGGGCAGGGAGGGCGACCCUGGGCCGGGAGGGUGGGUCCGAGCCCAGAAGAGAAAGAGGGGCAGAGGCUGGUGGGUCAUGCCCUGGUCGCCACGCGCCGCUCUCUUCUGGGACCUGGUCCUGGGCGUAUUGGGCACCCUCGCCUUCCUGAUCGACCUGGGCGCCGACCUGUGGGCCGCGAGCCAGUAUGUGCUCAGCGGUCGCUACCUGUGGGCCGCGCUAGUGCUGGCGCUGUUGGGCCUCUCCUCAGUCGCGCUGCAGCUCUUCAGCUGGGUCUGGCUGCGCGCCGACCUCUCCAGCCCGCACGCGCCGAAGCCCCCUGGCCACUGCCUGGCGCUGUUGCAUGUCCUGCAGCUGGGCUACCUAUACAGGUGCGUGCAGGGGCUGCGGCAGGGGCUGCUGGUGUGGCGGCAGGAGGUGCCUACCCAGUUCGACUUGGCCUAUGCCGACUUCCUCUCCCUGGACAUCAGCAUGCUGCGGCUCUUUGAGACCUUCCUGGAGAUGACACCGCAGCUCACACUGGUGCUGGCCAUCAUGCUGCAGAGCGGCAGCGCCGAGUACUACCAGUGGGUCAGCAUCUGCACGUCCUUUGUGGGUAUCUCGUGGGCACUGCUUGACUACCACCGGGCCCUGCGCACCUGCCUCCCCUCCAAGCCCCUCCUGGGGCUGGGUGCCUCCGUGAUCUACUUCCUGUGGAACCUGCUGCUGCUGUGGCCCCGAGUCCUGGUCGUGGCCCUGUUCUCGGCCCUCUUCCCCCGCUGUGUGGCCCUGCACUUCUUGGGCCUGUGGCUGGUGUUGCUGUUCUGGGUGUGGCUUCAGGGCACGGACUUUAUGCCAGAUCCCUGCUCCGAGUGGCUGUACCGGGCGACGGUGGCCACCAUCCUUUAUUUCUCCUGGUUCAACGUGGCUGAGGGCCGAACCCGAGGCCGUGCUACCAUCCACCUGGCGUUCCUCCUGAAUGAUAGCCUUCUGCUGGUGGUCGCCUGGGUGACUCAGAGCACCUGGCUGCCCAGCGGUUGCCUGCUGCAGAGGCUGCUGCCUGCGGCCGGCGCCUGCUUCCUCCUGGGGCUGGCUCUGCGGCUGGUCUACUACCGCUGGCUGCACCCCAGCUGCCGCUGGGAGCCUGACCAGGUGGACGGGACCCGGGGUCUGCACUCCCUCGAGGGGCGUCAGCUGCCUCAGAACAGGCGCAUGGCCCAUUUGGCUAAGAACUUUUUCCCCAAAGGUAGGGAUGAGGCUGCUUUGCCAUGGAAGGGAGAGGUGAAUGGUGUCCUUUGAGGCAGGGUCAGACCCAGCCAAGGGGACUGAAGGCCAGAUGGAAUCAGUUGGUAGAAUGUAGAAGAUAAGCUGCUUAUGCUGCUGUGGGCCUUGAUUCACUCAACGAGCGCUCGAUGCCUGAUCUGUGCCAGGCGCUGGAGACCAGAGUUGAGUAAGACAGAGGCCUGCCCUCAAGGAGGAGAACAAGAUGAGAAGGGCUGGGCCCUGGAGGGUCCAGGGCCCCAAUUGUGUAUGAAACACUUUGGGAGGAAAGAAGAGACCGCCUCUUCCCUUCCCCCCAAACAAGUAUAACCCCAAAGCAUCCCAGUGUUGGUAUUUUUACCUCCCUGGCUACCUCUAAAAUAAUUGGUGGAGCUGUUGUCCCACCCUUGGUUCCCCUGUCCUGGGCUGGAAGGCCCCAGGACCUCCAGGAUGUGUUCUCUGGAAUUCUUCCUCCCCUGCCCCACCCCAGUCAUUCAAUUCAUUUAGCAAAUGUUUACCGAGGGCCUUUUACGUGCCAGAAGCAUCAUUCUAGCCUUGGCAGAUCAGCUGCCAUUCCAGCUUCACCCCUUACCCUCUCCAGAUACUCCAGAACAGGCUCUCAGGCUGGAAGCCAGGGAUGCCCGACUGCCUGUCAGCCCUGUCAGCCCCUCCAAGGCCUUAGUGCAGCUGGCCCGGCCUCUGCCUCUGCUCUCAAGGGGCGACCUUUCAACCAAGUGCCUUGUGAACCUGUGGUCUGGGCCGUGGCUCGGCCCGCUGAGUAUGUUUUUGUGCUUCAGGCAGUGUACUUUCUACCUCAGUCUGUGUGGGUGGAAGAGGUGUGUGUAUCUGCGUCUCUGUAAGCGAGAGACACGUGUGUUGUCUUUGUUGAACAGUAUUAUUAGAUUAUUAUUAAAACCUCAUGAAAUCCCC